This is a messenger RNA of Acyrthosiphon pisum (pea aphid), 2805 nucleotides long. RefSeq names its product modular serine protease-like. Gene Ontology annotation, biological process: proteolysis. The record is from RefSeq and is a predicted model, not a curated record. NCBI's taxonomy places the organism in Eukaryota, Metazoa, Arthropoda, Insecta, Hemiptera, Aphididae. The coding region runs from base 290 to 2320 and encodes 676 amino acids. The transcript has 15 exons. Gene Ontology annotation, molecular function: serine-type endopeptidase activity.
UAACUACAAUCAAAAACGCUGUAAAGUAAUUUGUUCUUAUGAUAACAUAUAUUAUAAAAAAAUACAAGAUACCGAAUAUAUUGAGAAAAAAAUUGUAGGUAGCUUGGGAUCCGGAAUUUUGUGUGACGGGGAAGAUGAUGAUUCCUGCUCAAUAAAUACUGAGGAUAAGUUUUAUUGUUCAAAUGUACUGUGUAUCAAAUGGUCGUGGGUUUGUGAUGGUGAAAAGGAUUGUUCAGAUGGUUCAGACGAGGCCAAAGAGUUGUGUGCUCAAUAUGAAUAUGGAACAAAUAUGACAACAAACUGCGGUAAAGGGUAUUUCAAUCGCCAUCAAAAUGUCAAAAAUGGUAAGUUUGAACUUGUUGGAACGGCACCUUGGUAUGUUGGAAUAUAUCAAAUAAGUAAAACAGAUACAAAACAUGAUUUUGCAUGUGGAGGGUCAAUUAUUGCCUCAAAUGUAGUCAUUUCUGGUGCUCGAUGUUUUUGGAAAGAUGAUAUGCUAUCUAAUAUAAUAUUAGUUAACGAUGGUCGAAUAAAAAUUGCUGUUACUGUUAUUGACAGUAACGUAACUCAAUUAACGAAUGUGGAAAUAGUUUACUUGAGUGGAGGUUAUAAUGGAAAAUUUGGGUUAUUUGCUAAUGAUAUUGCUGUUAUUGUGUUAGCGAAAAAAUUGUCGUUUAGUAAUGGCAUUGCACCUGUUUGUAUCGAUUGGAAUAGUAUGUAUAAAGUAGAAAAUGGAGAUGCAGGAAUGAUUAAUUUAUGGAACAAGAAGAAUGACUCACAAAUUCCUGUAUUAUUUGAAAGGUUCAUUCAAUAUAGUGAACCUGCUACUUGUCGACAAACAUAUCCAGACGAAUUUAAUCUAUACGUGACUUUUGAUAAAUUUUGUACCGAUUAUAAGCUGGGAGAAAUGUUAUAUGAUCGAGAUGUAGGAGCAGGCAUAUCCUUUUUACACUUUGAUUCGUAUUAUUUAACCGGGAUACUGAGUGUCACAGGUUAUGAUUUAAAUGAUACAAACACACCAGUCAUGGGUUUUACAGACAUUGAAUACCAUUUGCAUUGGAUUCGUGGAGUUUUAAAUAAACAUUUCACAGGGAAAUCGUGCGUUUUACCGACCGUCGAAGGAGUUGUAUAUUCUUAUGAAGGUUCUAAUGAAAUUUUAUCUCACGGGACAUUAAUUAAUAACAAACUUACUGUUAUUGAGAAUUGUGAGGUUGGAUAUCAUAAGGCUUAUACAUAUAGCUUUAGGUAUUGUCUGGGAAGUGGAAAAUGGUUAUCGAAUUUUGAUAAAUUGUGUUUCAAAAUGUGUCCACCUCUAGAAUCAGAAAGUUUAGAUAUUAAAUGCAGUCAUAAUUGUAAGUAUGCUAAUUGUUCGAAUUUUUCGAUGCCUGAUACAAUAGCGAUACCAUCAUGUAAGCCAACAUAUAUUGCACCAAAUGGACAAGAUCAUACUCCACUUGAAUUACUUUGUCAAUCUAAUGGAAAGUGGAAUAAACAACUAUAUAGUUGCAAUCCAUAUUGCGGUAGAGUGUAUAUCCAAAACCAAGUAUUGAUCGAAAACGGUGAAAUAGCACUUGUUGGAACGGCACCUUGGAAUGUUGGAAUAUAUCAAUUAAAUCAAAAAAAUUAUAAUUAUGACAUGAUUUGUGGAGGAUCAAUUAUUGCUCCAAAUUUAGUUGUUACUGCUGCUCACUGUUUUUGGCAAAAAGGUAUGUUAUCUAAGAUAAUAUCAAUAAACGAUGGUCUAUUCAAAAUUGCUGUUGGAAAAUAUGAUAGAAAUUUUACAACUAUUGACAAUGACUUUACUCAAAUAAUAAAUGUGAAAAUUAUUUAUCUGAAAGAUGGUUAUUUUGGACCUACUGGGUAUCAUACUGAAGAUAUUGCUAUAAUUGUGUUACAAGACACAGUUUCUUUUAGUAAUGGCGUUGCUCCUGUUUGUAUUGAUUGGAAUGGUAAUUACAAUGUAGUCAAUGGAGUUCGAGGAAAGAUAGUUGGUUGGGGAGUAACUGAAAAAGGUAUUACAAGUCCAAUACUAUUAGAAGCAUCUUUACCAUACAUCGAUCAUAUUUCUUGUCGGAAUAUGUAUACAAACGGAUUUGAACUAUUUGUGACUGUUGAUAAAUUUUGUGCCGGUUCUGCAUUGGGACAAGGGUUGGGUAGGGGAGAUAGUGGUGCAGGCUUAUGCUUUUUGCACUCUAAGUCUUAUUUUUUAACCGGAGUAGUGAGUAUAAAAGAUCCAACUUCAAAUAAUUCAAUCGCAGUUCUUACAGAAAUUAAGUACCACAUUCAAUGGAUUCGUGGACUGUAUAACAAACAUAAAUAAGUCCAAUCAGAUCAUGACAAUGUCAUUAAUUAAUAAUUUAUUUUAGUUGUCAUUUAUAUCAAUAUUUGUAUAAAUAGGUGUUGACUAAUGUAUAAUAAUUUUUAACAGUUCACACAAUUCUUCAUUUAAUUGAAACAUAAUAGGUACUUAUUGUAGUAUACGAGUACCUAAACAUCAUAUAUGUUAUAAUUACCAAUUUUCCAUUCUACAUUAAUUGUUUCAUAAUAAUUGCUAGGUAUUUUCCAAAGUAUUUGAAAUAAUUAAGUCUUGAGUCGUUUCGCUCUUUGAACAAAUGUACGUCCAGCGGCCAGUACAACUGGACUUGUUGGCAAGUGCGCUACCCUAGGCCGAUUCGAAAUAGCAACGGAGCACUAGGGAUGUUGUAUAUACAUUUUUUACUUCGGGUAUUUGGUCGUAGGAUUUUUAUUUAAGAGGAGGAUGCGAAAUGGAAUAGGAAAAAUAUUAUUGUAAUAUGUCAUAAAUCA